Molecule: messenger RNA, 2988 nt
Organism: Rhizopus microsporus ATCC 52813
Lineage: Eukaryota; Fungi; Mucoromycota; Mucoromycetes; Mucorales; Rhizopodaceae
Product: P-loop containing nucleoside triphosphate hydrolase protein
Exons: 12
Coding region: 399-2969 (856 amino acids)
Molecular function (GO): ATP binding; nucleic acid binding
Source: RefSeq, a predicted model, not a curated record
CACACACCUAUUUUCAUUCCGCGCACGAGUCAUCUGGCGCUUCAGAGUGUGUCUGACAGGGUUGGCAAAUGUAACAGAAUGGCUUUUUCGAUUCGCUGUGAUUUCAUGGCUAGUUGUCUGUAUUCGAUAAACUUUCAAAACAUCCAAUUGUUAUCAACCGUAAUAAGUCCGAGACUAAAAUUAACCAGACUAAAGAAAGAUACUCUUUAUAAGAGUAUUUAAUUGUAAUGCGUUGAUAUGACAACCUUCACUAGUCUUCAUGAGCUUAUUUCACGAUUGAAUGAUUUGCUUGAUGUAUAGCUUAACUGCCAAGUAUGAAUACAACACUCAAUACACAAAAAGAAUAAAAAUAAUUGAAGCGCAAAAUGAAAAAGUAACCACUAUUCUUUUUUUUUCUAAUGCCAAAAAGAACUUCUUCAGGCAGCCAUGGCGAAGAGAAGAAGAAAGCCAAAACAGAGUUACCAGAACCGCUCAAAGACUUGAAAAGCAAGUUUGAGCGAGUGAAUGUGUUUUAUGCUUUUUGUGAUGCCAAAUUGACGACCUCAAUCACUUUACAAACCAUGCAGAAAUCAAUACAAGAUCUCACAUUACAAGAUCUUGCUGCCAUCAAUGUGAUCAUUCCAAACUUUGUUCAAUUCAACUACAUCAAUCACGAUGUUCUUGAAAUACAGUUUGGUAAACCUAUUUGCAAAAAGUUUACAGGCAAUAAUCAGGACUGGUGGUCUAAAGACAACAGUAUGCCAGUUGUAAAGCCAAAUGUCAUAAAAAAACAUAUAGAGCACCAGAGCAAAUUGUUUCAAACAGCUUUAACCACAUUCUUAAAUCGCUGUCAAGAAGAGGAUAUUGAUCCAAGCGAUCAUAUAUUAAAGCAAGUUGAGAAUACCAUGCCUAUCUAUAUUCCACUUGAUAAUGAUGACAAUUGGCUUGACCCUAUUGAGCCCAACGUUGGUUCAGUCGCUCAUGCUUUGAAUGGGUUAAGGUCAUGGCCAUUUUAUGAUGGUCAACUUGAGAAAUCAGAUAAUCAAAAGACCUUUUCUGCAAAAUUACCUGUAUUUGGUGACCUUGACUUAUCAAACGAAAUAAAGGACGCUCUGUGUAAAAAGGGUAUUCAAUCAUUAUAUUUACACCAAACCGAAGCAAUUCAAGGUUUACGCGAUGGCAAGCAUGUUAUCGUCUCUACUUCCACAGCAAGUGGCAAGUCCUUGAUCUAUCAGAUACCUGUCCUAGAAAGGCUAUUAAAGGAUCCAUCGAAAAAGGCUUUAUUCAUAUUUCCAACCAAGGCAUUAGCCCAAGACCAAAAACGCUCUCUGCAAGACAUGUUGAGCUGCAUACCCUCCUUACAAGACAUUAUGAUUUCAACUUUUGAUGGCGACACACCUCAUGAUCAGCGUGCAUAUAUAAGAGAUAAUGCUAGCGUUAUAUUCACAAACCCUGAUAUGCUACAUCAUGCCAUUUUACCAAACAAUAACCGAUGGAAGACGUUUCUCUUGUCUUUAAAAUAUAUUGUCGUUGAUGAACUACAUGUCUAUAAUGGGCUCUUUGGGUCCCAUAUUGCCUUUAUUAUGCGCAGAUUGCGUAGAUUGUGUGACUCUUUUGGAAACGUGGAUUAUCAGUUCAUUUCAUGUAGCGCAACCAUCGCUGACCCCGAGACACAUAUGACUACACUAUUUGGUGUAAAUAAUGUCAAACUGGUGAAUCAAGAUGGCGCACCCCAUGGACAAAAAGAAUUCAUUAUCUGGAACCCUUCUCUGACGAACCCACAUGAUCCCAAAUCGGAACGAAGAGGUGCUGUAGCCGAAGGCGCCCUGCUUUUGGAAUACCUCUUGGAAAAUAACGUGCGAGUUAUUACAUUUUGUAAGACGCGUAAAUCAUGUGAACUUUUGAUGAAGCAUGUACGCGAGAGCUUAGAAAAGAAACAAAAGAGACAUGUACUGCAGAAAGUAAUGUCUUAUCGAGGAGGAUAUACGUCCGGCGAGAGACGAAGGAUUGAAGAAAAGUUGUUCAAUGGUGGGCUAUUGGCAGUGGUUGCAACGAACGCUCUAGAAUUGGGUGUUGAUAUUGGCAGUUUAGAUGCUGUACUUAUAGUUGGCGUACCUUGGUCAAUAUCUGCGAUGUGGCAGCAAUCUGGUAGAUCUGGUAGGAGGAGUACGGAUUCUCUCUCUUUUGUUAUAACAGACAGGCAUCCUUUGGAUCAGUAUUAUGCAACUCAUCCUUUAGAACUUUUUAAUAAACAACCAGAUGCCUUGGCCCUUGAAUUAGAAAGCUCCAUUGCUUUAGAAAGUCACCUGCAAUGUGCUGCAGAAGAGCUGCCUAUCCGCUUGCCAGAUGAUGAGACGUACUUUGGCACAGAUAUCAAGGAAACAUGUAAUAAAUACCUUAAACCAAUUGGUGAAGGAAUCUAUAGGCCUGAUCCUCGUUUUAGACCCUAUCCUUCUCAGUAUGUCAGUAUCCGUAAUGCAAGCGAAGAUACUUUUGUUGUGAUUGAUGUGACAGAUAACAGAUAUGCGAUUUUGGAAGAAAUUGAAGUUUAUCGUGCAGGGUUUGAGAUAUAUGAAGGUGCAAUCUUUAUUCAUCAAGGAAGAACUUUCUUAGUUGAGGAGUGUAAUAUUGAUCAAAGAUAUGCCAAGGUGCACUUUGUGAGAGUGGACUGGACGACGACUCAACGAGAUUAUACAGAUGUAGACGCUAUAAGGACAGAGAGUAGCCGACAUAUAGAAAAAACAAAUAAUUUUAUAUCCUAUGGUGAAGUUAAAGUAUCUACAACUGUAUUUGGUUAUUAUAGAAUUGACAAGAGAAACCGUAUCAUAGAUUCACAUGACGUCUACAUGGACCCUAUCAUCACACACUCGAACGGUGUAUGGACAGAUGCCCCUGCAGCAGCCAUUGAUCAACUAAGGAAACUUGAUAUAGAUCCAAUGGCCGCAGUUCAUGCUGCAUGUAAGGGCUUAAUCGCAUCACUCAGCACAUGAUUUUAAAUUUUAUUUUUAG